Messenger RNA from Haliotis rufescens (red abalone), 1377 nucleotides. Its product is annotated as epidermal growth factor receptor-like. NCBI's taxonomy places the organism in Eukaryota, Metazoa, Mollusca, Gastropoda, Lepetellida, Haliotidae. Bases 78 to 893 code for a protein of 271 amino acids. The transcript is spliced from 5 exons. The record is from RefSeq and is a predicted model, not a curated record.
AGUAAGCACAUAUAUCCAGCGCGCACAUACCCCGCACUUGUACAGUGCUUGCGGAGUUGAGUACCACACGAGAAGUGAUGAUGUUGCUGGUGGCAAUGGUGGUCCUGGCGUUAGCCACGAGGACGGCUGUAAGUCUGAAACUUUCGUCGAAUGACAUCCCCGAGACAGGUAUCACGGAAAACGAUAGAGUAUGUUCCGGGAGCAGAUCAUCUUUGUCUUCUUCUGGCUCGGAUAGCUGGUGGUACAACAAAACGGUACAACUAUACACCAACUGCACCUACGUGGACGGCAACCUCGUCGUCACAUGGCUUACGGACGAAAACAUCAACUACGACCUAACUUUCCUACGUAACAUACGGUACGUCCGAGGCUUCGUACUGAUCGCAGGUUCGUAUGAGCACAUGGACCUGAGCCUCCCAAGCCUGGAGGUGAUCAGGGGGAACUACACAUUUCCCUAUGGUGGAAACGAGUAUGGGCUCGCAGUACUACUCACCAACUUUACGUCAGUACGACUACCCCGGUUGAAAGAGAUCUCAAACGGAAAAGUUAUUUUUUAUGCAAACCGACCCGACAUUCGGGUAGAAGUGAGCAGGUCCUGGGACUCCAUCGUGCGAAACAGGGAACCCGGGGCUGUCAACAUACAGGGGCACAUCAUGCCUCUCUCCCCACAUUCAGAUGAGUGCCCCUUGUCCUGUCCCCGGAGGUGCUACUGGUAUGGUGCUGGGUGCUGUCACUCACAGUGUGCAGGGGGGUGCUGGGGUCCCACGCCAGCCCAAUGUGAGACGUGCAAAGAUUUCGAGCUUGAAGGCGUGUGUCUGAGUCAUUGUCCUGCAGACCACUACCGGCACGGUCGACGAUGUCUGUUAAACCCCCUGUACAGAGGCGGACAAUAGAGAUGAUGGAGUAGGAGGUACGCCGUCCCUGUGGAUGUUUGGGGGACAAGGAGAAACAUCCCAGAUAGAAAGUAUAUAUUCAUUUACGUAGAUUCUGAAACUUUUGUUGUGUAUUUUGUAUUAUAAUAACCCCAGUGACCGGUGUGAACACAAAUACAGUAAAUUACGGUUAUAACGAACACGCUUAUAACGAACUGACGGAUAUAACGAACUUACUUUUUUGGUCCCGACUAUCUGUUGUAGUUAUGCUGUAUAUAUGCUUAUAACGAACUACGGUUAUAACGAACUAAAAUUAGUAGUCCCUUUGAGUUCGUUAUAACCGUACUUUACUGUAUACCGAUUUAUGUCAAAUAAAUGUAGAGGCAGGACGAGAAUGUGUAAAAAAACGUUGUGAUUUUAGAGAUUUCAAGAGGCCUGUUUCGUUUAUUUGAACUGAGAAUGUUUUUGUUUUGUUUUUAAAUCAAUAAAACGUUUUACUACGUGA